Raphanus sativus (radish) is the source of this 850-nucleotide messenger RNA. RefSeq lists its product as uncharacterized. The coding region runs from base 162 to 743 and encodes 193 amino acids. Gene Ontology annotation, cellular component: nucleus. The transcript is spliced from 2 exons. Lineage: Eukaryota; Viridiplantae; Streptophyta; Magnoliopsida; Brassicales; Brassicaceae. The record is from RefSeq and is a predicted model, not a curated record.
GAAAGAUAAAAAAGAUACAAGGGUAUCGCUGUAAUUGUAAUAAGGUCCGAGUUUCACCAAUUCAAUUCUUGAGAACUCCAGAGUCGCCGCAGAUAACAAAUUUAGGGUUCCUAAUCUCUUUGGAUUAGAUUGUGGAGUUGGAUUUGGUAGCUUGAAGAAUCAUGAAGAACUUUCAUGAAAGAGAGGAAGAUGAGAGUAAUACAAGGAAGAGCUACAAGUCGAAGAACAUGAAGAGGUUAGGAGGCGGUGGUCUUUCUCUCCAAACCUUUGCUAACUUGAAGUCGAAGAAGAGUCACUACAACCCUGCUUUCAUCAAAAAGCAGAAGGAAUACUACAAGAAUGCCAAGUAUGUGAGCAAGUUUAGGAAGUCGAUGAAGCAGCAGCAGCAGCAGAAUGUUCAUGAAAAGGAUGAGAGUAAGCUUCAGAGCUUUCAUGGAGAGAGUAGUAAAGUGGUUGAUGAUGAGCACAACAAGGGUAAAAAAUCUCACAAGAGAAUCGGUGUUGAGGAGGUGUACAAACAGACACGAGAAGAGAUGGAGAAAGCGAGGAGGGAGAGGGAGGAAGCGUUUCAGGCCAAGAAACUAGCCAAAGAAGAGGCCGAGUCCCGGAGGAAGGCAGCUAAAGGGAAAAUGAUGAGAAAGACUCGGCAUGGUCAGCCUGUUAUGAAAUACAGAAUUGAGCAUCUUCUUGAAUCCAUCAAGAAAACUUCUCAAAACGAUGGAAUGCACAUCUCAGACAAGUAAUCCCUUGGCUUUUCAUUACGGAUACUUAUAUUUCCCUUCUUGCCAAACACAUUAUUACUUGUUUCAAAUUUGCCCUUCUUGUGUUGGUUUGAGGUUAACAUUCUCUA